UUUUUUUUUUUGUAGACGCGGGAACAUGUUGAGUUGCAGGACUGUUGCAAUCAAGGGGACUCUGCAGGUCACCAGAUCGCUGGUGGAGUCUAUUUUCGAGGCCGACGAUGAAGUGCUGCGGGUGACCAACGUCUACAGGGGUGGCGGAGAGUCAGGGACCAUCCACGAGCUCGCGGAAAUGGCACCCGGAUUUCAGACAUCCGCCUGGUUGGACGCCCUCAACAACGUGACGCGCCCUUACUUCAAGGUCCGUGGAAGUGACGUCAUCGCCGUGACCAAUGUGCGCUUCCUGGUGGCUCUGCAGCGCCUUCUGGAGGAAGUGAACGCGCAGAAGCCGAAUGUGGUUCCCAUGUACCUUAGCUGGUACACGCUCCGCAGGCUCGCAUGGACCGUCGCACCGGAUGCUCCCGAGCUGAGGCUGUCGAGCGAACCGGAACACGAGUACCGCUGCUUCAGCGCGGUUCACGAGCUCAUGCCGCUGGCGGCAGGCAAGCCGUUCGCGGACGAGGCCGCCUGGGACCUGGCCCUCAUCGAUGAGCUCUUCGAGGCCUCGAAACGAUCGUACCGGGAGCGCAUCGGCCGCAGCACGUGGAUGGACGAAGCGGCGCGCCGAUUCGCCGACGACAAGAUACGCCUGGUGCAGGGUGUCGUUCCCGCGCCGGAGCUCAUCUGGAAUGCGAGCGCGUUUGAACGCAUCUACGACUGCGUACCGCAGAGCCGAGAGAUGUUCUUCUUGCCGUCCCUGUUGGAGACCAGGCGUUGCAAGCAGCGACUGCUUCUCAUCACGGCGGCGAGUGGGCAGACCACGGCGGAGACGAUCACGUGGACGUCCCCCGCGGUCUACCUGGUGCGCUACCUGGACAUCUACAACAGCGUCGCCAUCAUGGGCUCCGUGCUCUAUCCUCCCGUGCUUCAGGUGUCCGGCGAUCACCGCGACGUGUUCAACUACGCCGGACUGGCGUUCCUCUUCUCCCGGCUUCUCUUCGGAGCCAUCGACCAGCGGGGAAGCCUUCGCGACAGCACCGGUUCGCCGAGACCCUGGUGGAGCAACGCGACUCGCGAGGGCUACUCGCGGGCCGUCCGAUGCUUCGAAGACCUGUACCAGUUCGACGCCUGGUACAUUGGCGACGACAUCGGCGCCGCAGUGGCCACCUCUGUCGCGUUCGCCGCGUACGAGCAGCGCCUCCGAGACCUGUACGCACGGAACUCGGGUCUCUGGGCGGGGCUCCGGUGGCUGUCGUGGCCUCGGUGGCUGAGACGGGCUCGCCGGAACGAGUUCCCCGACGACAGGGCGUUCUUCAUGAACCACUGCCUCCUGUUGUGCUCGCGCAGGGCCUCGCGGCUGUACUCGGACGGGUGGAUUCCGGCCGAGCAGAAGUGCAACUUGCCGCUGAAGAACAGCCCGGACUUCUGGCGUGCCUUCGGGUGCAGAGAAGGAGACGCGAUGAGGGCCGAGAAGUCUUGCGAGUUGAUUUGAUUCGCGCGACCGCGUUGUGCCCGCCGCGUUCCACAUUCCAGUAUUCCGUCUGUUGAAGUGCUUAGAGCUCUCGUCUAGCCUUUUGCAUGCGCACGCACACAAAAAGAAAGAAUAAUAAUAGCGUCUUAUUUUGAG
This is a messenger RNA of Dermacentor andersoni, 1612 nucleotides long. RefSeq names its product endothelin-converting enzyme 2-like. Gene Ontology annotation, cellular component: plasma membrane. The record is from RefSeq and is a predicted model, not a curated record. NCBI's taxonomy places the organism in Eukaryota, Metazoa, Arthropoda, Arachnida, Ixodida, Ixodidae. Gene Ontology annotation, biological process: protein processing. Gene Ontology annotation, molecular function: metalloendopeptidase activity.